Sabethes cyaneus is the source of this 2341-nucleotide messenger RNA. Its product is annotated as activating signal cointegrator 1 complex subunit 2. Gene Ontology annotation, molecular function: ubiquitin binding. The record is from RefSeq and is a predicted model, not a curated record. Gene Ontology annotation, biological process: regulation of DNA-templated transcription. Lineage: Eukaryota; Metazoa; Arthropoda; Insecta; Diptera; Culicidae. The coding region runs from base 112 to 2289 and encodes 725 amino acids. The transcript has 5 exons.
UAUCCUAUUCAGCAUUUUUGGUGUAAAACAGAAGUGCAAGUGUAAAUUACUGUUAUGCAGUGAUAGUAAAUCUAGAUAAACGAGUGAAAAGUUUGAAGUAAAACACUAAUCAUGAUACUGAACACCUUUGAAAAUGAAAAGAAGCUACCCCUAAAUGAGUUGUUGCUUGAACGGGAUGAAGAUGGAGUAAAAAGAACGGUUCCUGCCUUGAACGAAAAAUGGAAAGAUUCACAUUGUUUUACCCGAUAUACUUCGCUUCCGAUUCGAAAUGGGUGUUUACUGCAGGAAGGAUCCGCCGGGCUAGACCAGUGGCUCAGCGAAACCGGUUGGUUCAUUAGGGACAUGGAAGGGCUGCUGGAACUGGAACAUUAUCGAUUUUGGUCCACGAUGGUGUACAACAAAAGCGCCAUCGAAGCCGUCAUUUCAUUCACUCAGUUAGCAGUUCCAUGCUACCUCUCCGGAGUGAUCCGUAGUUCGGAAAAAGUAGUGCCCGUUUAUUCGGCUGCCCUACGUGCAACGCUACAGGUUAUCUGCCGUAUGAUUACGCAGCGCGAGUCGGAUCGCUGCUGGAUCGCGAGAGAAUACCUCGGCGAUCUGUUGUACAAGCAUUACUUGAUAUCGGUUCCGCUACUGUUCGAUCUGCUGCCGGUGUAUGGGCGGGAAAAUAAGACGGUACUGACGCAGAUGUUGCAAACGAUUUUCAAAUUGCAACCAAAAUAUUGGUUUGAUUUGAAAACCGGUCUACAAUUUCUCCAGAAAACCUUCAACACCAUCCAGCAGCAGCUGGAAACCGAUCGCCUCGGCGGUCACUCUGCUGGCGCAGCCACGCUAAACGAUCUGGCGAUAUACAGCUUGGACUGUUGCACGGUGAUUUCCCUGCUAGUCGAGCUGUGUCCGGACUGUCGGCAAAUGUGCACCGAGCUGGGAAUGGAGCCCGCCAUCACUGGGUUCUACGAUAACAGUAUUGUCCCGUUGUACAAAAACGUUCACUCUAUGGAUAACGAUUCACCCUACCUAAAUUACCUGAACGCCGCACGGAUGGAACUGUUAGCGGCCUUUCGGGCAAUCAUGAAUCUUGAGCUGGAAACCGUUCUUAACAAUCCGGCCGAUAGUCUAGUGCCGGCGGACAAAUUUCUUUGCAUAUUAACCGAAUGCCUCUCGGAUCCAAUCUUCGUUAAAGACUACCAACGACACUAUUCCGUUGAGCGUGAUUUGGAUAUUUUGAAACAGGCUUGUCGUAAUCUAGACACAUUCAAGAUGAAAUUUGUUCAGGACGCCUAUUGUCAAGGUGAGACUGAAAAUGGUUUCACGAAUGGCUUUUCAGAACCAGUCCCAGAGGAUGAAGAAUGUUUCGGUGAAGCAGCGGGAGGUGUUGCCGCGCAAGAAACCGCGGAAAUUGCAGGUCCUUGUUCAAGUGGCUUGAAGCUCACACCGGAACAGCAGGUCGAUGUGAACGUUCAGAAAGUGCUAGAUGUUUUACCGCAUCUUGGUGAUGGUUAUGUUCGAAAGAUUUUGAGCAGAUACGACGACGUGGAGCAAGCGAUUGCAGCCGUGCUGGAAGGAAAUUUGCCUCCAGACUUGGCGAAAGCAGAUCCAACCGAGCCAUAUAUUCCAGCUGAUAAGCUUGACACGCUAUACUUGGAGACUGGAAUCGAGCGGCUGAAUGUGUUCGACGGAGACGAAUUUGAUGUGCUUGUGCACGAUGAGAUCAAAGGGGUGAUGAAAAAGGGCAAAGGUAUGCCUGGACAACCUAGAAAUUUGAAAGAAAUGUUGGAUGAUAAGAGUCACAUUCAGGAGAUGAAAAAUCGCUAUCAGGAAUAUACAAACGUAUGUGACGAGUAUGAUGAUGAAUAUGACGACAGUUUCGAUGCCAUGGCCGACAGUGAAUCGAGAGCUAAAGUACGCUUGGCUCCGGCCAUGCGAAAUUCAUUGGUCGACGAGUUUGAAGAUGAUGAAGAAGACGAACAGGAGUCCGAAGAACAACCACCCUCGUCGAUGGGAAGGAAACCACUCGAUUUCUGUGAAAACCCAGAGCUUGUUCGGCAACGAUAUGAAGAAAGAAGACAAAGUAAAUUUCACGCUCGACACGGCGGUCAGGGAACAGCGACAGCAGCAGCAUCGAGUGGAGGUCCCGGUAAGGACGUGAUUGGCAAGCCUAAGGGGCAAGGCCAGGAUAAGUCUGUACUUCAGAAUCGAAAGCACAAGGGCGAGAACAAGUCAAGCCGUGCGAAUCACAACCGGAAGCAGGGAGCCACAUUUAAACGUAGCAGAGGAAUGAUGCCAUCGUAAAAAAGGGUGAGUUCUGUCGAAUUUUUGUACGCAAUUGUAUGCAAUAAAUAUG